UUGGUGGGAGGAUAUUAUGAUGCGGGAGAUAAUGUGAAGUUUGGACUGCCUAUGGCGUUUACAACGACAUUGUUAUCAUGGAGUGUUAUCGAAUUCGGUAGCUAUAUGAAGCGUAACCAAAUGGAUCAUGCAAGAGCUGCAAUUCGUUGGAGUACUGAUUAUUUACUGAAGGCAGCAACAGCUACACCAGAUACCUUAUAUGUUCAAGUUGGGGAUCCUAGUAUGGAUCACAGGUGUUGGGAAAGGCCCGAAGAUAUGGAUACGCCUCGGAAUGUGUAUAAGGUUUCUGCACAAAACCCCGGCUCUGAUGUUGCAGCUGAGACAGCUGCUGCAUUAGCUGCUGCUUCCAUUGUGUUUAAAGAAUCCGACCCUUCAUAUUCCGCCAGAUUGCUUCAAACCUCCAUGAAACAUAGAGGUUCUUACAGUGAUUCUCUCAACUCAGUUGUCUGCCCUUUUUACUGUUCUUAUUCUGGAUUCCAAGAUGAGUUAUUAUGGGGAGCAUCAUGGAUUCAUACUGCUUCGGAAAAUAGUUUGUACUUGUCUUACAUCCAGAAUAACGGCCACACACUAGGCGCAGACGACGAUGACUACUCAUUCAGUUGGGACGAUAAACGAGUUGGGACCAAAGUGCUUCUUUCCAAGGGUUUUUUGGAUAAGCAGGUCGAAGAAUUUCAGUUGUACAAAGCUCACUCUGACAACUAUAUUUGCUCAUUGAUCCCAGGAUCACCUAGUUUCCAAGCACAAUAUACUCCUGGAGGACUUCUUUUCAGAGGAGGUGAAAGCAAUUUGCAGUAUGUUACAACAUCAUUUUUAUUGCUUUUAACAUAUUCCAAGUAUCUAAAAUCAUACGGCGGAGUUGCUUCGUGUGGAUCAUCAACCAUCUCUCCUAAAGACUUAAUUGCAUUGACAAAGAAACAAGUCGAUUACAUUCUAGGCCAAAAUCCAGUAAAAAUGUCUUACAUGGUAGGAUUUGGCGAAAGAUUCCCACAACAUGUUCAUCAUAGAGGUUCUUCGCUUCCAUCUAUACAUUCACACCCUGAUAAAAUCAACUGUAACGACGGUUUUCAGUAUCUUUAUUCUGGUUCAUCGAAUCCGAAUGUACUUAUUGGUUGUUGGAAAUUUUGGGUUAAACAAGAGGAUAAAAAGCAUGUCAGUGAAAUUUUACUCAUUGUUAAUCAUCUUAAGGAUGCUGGAAUUGAAAUUGUUUCUGCUUUUAUUGUCGGAGUCAUUAUUUCUCGUCUUCCUCCUUCUUGGAAUGAAUCUGUAGAUGUGGAAUUUUUUGAGAACUUGAAUAGGAAUAGUUCCCAAAUGCAACCCAUAGAAAACCCAUUGUUACCUAGUCUAGAAUAUAUAGAGACUAAUAACAAUGAUGAACAUUCUGCUCCUAACAUAGAAGAUAUUUCUGAAAGUAUAGAAGAUAUCGAACCUAGAAGAAGUAAGAGAGCAAGGAAAGCGAAAAGCUUUGGUCCAGAAUGGGUACAAUAUCUUGUAGAAGGUAGUAAGAAUGAAAUUCUUAGUAUGACUAGAUAUGUAAUGCAUGUUGAUGAUGACCCUAAAACUUAUGUUGGGGCAAUGAGUUCCAGAGAUGCUAUUUUCUGGAAAGAGUCUAUCAAUGAUGAAAAGCAUUCACUUUUGUCUAAUGGUACUUGGAUAUAUUGUGAUUUACCUCCUGGCGUAAAAUCUAUAGGAUGUAAAUGGGUAUUCAAGAGAAAAAUGAAUGCAGACGGUUCCAUUGAUAAGUUCAAAGACAAACUAGUUGCUAAGGGUUAUAAACAACGACAUGGAAUUGACUAUUUUGAUACAUAUGCUCAUGUUGCUCGCAUCUCAUCUAUUCGUUGUUUAAUUGCACUUGCCUCUACACAGAAGCCAAGAAAAGAAGGUUUGCAAGUUGGUAAAAUAUCUUUAUGGCUUGAAGAAAGCUCCCAUGCAAUAGCAUGA
Molecule: messenger RNA, 1938 nt
Organism: Papaver somniferum (opium poppy)
Lineage: Eukaryota; Viridiplantae; Streptophyta; Magnoliopsida; Ranunculales; Papaveraceae
Product: endoglucanase 1-like
Exons: 9
Coding region: 52-1938 (628 amino acids)
Biological process (GO): carbohydrate metabolic process
Molecular function (GO): hydrolase activity, hydrolyzing O-glycosyl compounds
Source: RefSeq, a predicted model, not a curated record